AGCGUGGCAAAGCUACCACAGCGGUAGUUUUCGGUGGGCAAGGCACCGAAGCGGUGUCUUUUGGAGGAGCUUAUCUGUCCGCCAGGCAGGUCGUACCGGUAGCCUGAUGAGAGAUGGGCUUAUCCAUCACCUGCACGGGAGAGGCUCGGGAAGCUGAAAUGAGUUGCUUGCCUUCGUCCCGGGAUCCUGGGGCGCGCCUGGGAACCGAGUCCCUCUGGCUGGGUGCUGGUCCGGCAUCUCGGGAGCAAUGGGGUGCAGAGCAGGUUUUAGUCGCUCCGGAGAGCGCGUUGCUGGCGAGGUGUGCGGCCAUUGCACCCCAGUACCGCCCCUCGCUUUCUGGGUGCUAACUUCGCUUUUUACAUCUUUUGCAUCCAGAAUAGUGUCUCGCUGCAGUUCUGCUGAAAACCAACUUUGGCUGAAGCUCUGGUUUUGCCCUCUUUCCUUGAGCUUACUUUUUAGAAGUCGAGUACAAUUCAGCAAUCAAAGGUUAAAAGCAGUAUUAAUCACAAAGCUAGUAUACCCUCCCUGAGUACAUAAUUACUAUCUAGAGAGCUGUGUGCUCAAAGACUCUGAGGGUAGCUAGGAAACAAAUGCUCUCAGGAUUAUAGUUGUGGUAAUUUAGGACUGCUGCUUCUGGUUUUGAUGUCUCAUUAUUUAUAGACUGAUCCCCAAGAUUCAGUCUCGCGUACGUUCUCUGGAGAAUGUCCCGUAUGCUUUCACGCAGUGGAGCGAGAUGGGUAAUGUGCUUUCUAUGAGCAAAUGGAAUGGCACUUAGUAGGAUUGUCUGCAACUGUGGGAGGGGAGGAGAGGGGAGGGAGCGGGCAAAAGCUAUAAAUGGAUUUAAACAAAUGCUGUAACUUGAAAUUUACCCUAAUUUUAAAGCUAAGUGAAAACCACGUCUGGUUCCUCCUACCCUUACAAUUUCUUGCUGACUCCUGUAAUUUGAUGAUUUAUUCUGAAAUCUGUUUUGAAAUCUCUCUUCCUUUCCAACAAAUGAGACAUAGAAGCUGGCACGUUCAUCAGUUCUGUCAAAUGCACAUGCAAAAAUAUCCUUCUCUGACACCUGAGGUUUUUGCUAACAAACGAGUAAAGGGGAAAACAUCUGCUGGUUAAAAGUUAAGACCAGAAGUCUGCUUAUGGACACUGGAAUCGGUAUCUUAAUUUUCUAAAGUAUUAACCACUCAGUGGCCGUAUACUAAAGCAAACAUUCUCUCAUUUGAUGAGAAACUGGAACUCUUUUACGCUUAUCCCUGUAAGACGAUGCGUGGGGGUUUGCUGUAAACAAGGUUAGCAGGGGCUGUUACCUGUGUCUUGGCUCAAAGCCUCCUGCUGUGUGCAUGGUCCUGCCCACCAGCUCUUGAAGCUUGGUUUUCUUGCCCGGUUGGCAUGCGAGCUGGAGCCAGGAUUCCCAGCUUGUGGUCUGUGCCGCCUGGCCAGUGGGUUACAGGCAGCAUUAUUGAACUGGGAAGCUCCCCAGCUGUAACAGAGUGCUGCUGCCUGUGACCAGCAGUGGGUGGUGGGACAGGUCAUGCUGUGGCCAGGGAGCGUGCGUCUAAUGGGUCCCCUUUACGUGCCUGGUCCCCCCGUGCCUCUCCCCAGCGUGUGAGGCAGGGCACCAGACAUCCCCAGGGUGCAAAGCUGGCCCUGUGCCUGAGUGUGCUGGAACCACGGGUUCAAACCCACAUCUAUUACCACGUGCCUUGCAGAGCCUCUUGAUGCUGUCCUGUCUCCCUAGAUCUGUGCAGGGAGGCCUUUCAGCUGCAGCCCUUCCCAGUUCAUUUAUGGUGGAAACAGUAUGUAGCUGAUGCCCAAGCAGAGGCUCGUUUUCAGUGUCUCAGAUUUUUUAAAAGGACCAGAAAUUGAUACCUUUUUUUGUUUAAAACUUAUUUCAAUCAAUGCUGUAGAUGUUGAAAAAGACAAAAAGGAAAUUAAUAUUUAAUUGGGAAGUAAUUUCACUUUUGACAAAAACAAAUAUACUGAAACCCAAGUUUUGGCCAGCUUCUGACAUGCAUGUUACAGUAAAAUCCGGAAUGGAUACAGAAAUGGAUUUGAGGUCUGAUAUUGUUCUUUGCAUUUUCAGUCACUUGUCUACAUCUCCCAUGUUUGGGAUUGAUGUUUUCAAGAACUAUUUAUUGUUAUUUCUGAAAGUAAUUAUGUGAGGAUUCAUCUUUUGAAAUAUAACACAGCUCAUUCAGCCUCUUUAACCAUUAAAACAUAAAAGCAUUUUUCUAACUUUAACUGAAAGAUGUUAACACUUACACUGAAUCUUGAGGAAGUCAUCUUGACUUUGAAUUCUAGUGACUUAAGGGAUGAUCUACGCAGGGUGGAUGAUACACUAGCAAAAAAGGCUCUAAUGUAAAUAGCCUCCAACUGCAAUUAAAAGGCAUCUACAUUUAUAAGAUUCCUGAAAAGCCUGUAAAUAAUCCAGUUUGUUCUUACAUUUAGAUGACUUUAAGCCUGCAUCUAUUGAUAUGUCCUGUGAAGGAGACCUUGAAGUUGGCAAAGGUGAACAGGUGACAAUAACACUGCCAAAUAUUGAGGGCUCAACUCCACCAGUGACUGUGUUCAAGGGCUCAAAGAAGCCUUACCUAAAAGAAUGUAUCUUAAUUAUCAACCAUGACACUGGAGAAUGUCGCCUAGAGAAACUUAGUAGCAACAUCACUGUGAAAAAAACCAGAGCUGAAGGAAGCAGUAAAGUCCAGUCUCGCAUAGAGCAGCAACAGCAGCAAAUGCGAAAUGUAACUAAAGUUCCAAACAAUGUUAAAAAUUCUCCACCAAAAGAAAAGAUGUCUCCAUCUUCUCCUAUGGAUGAUAUUGAACGAGAGCUAAAAGCAGAAGCCAGUAUCAUGGACCAGCUGAGUAGCUCUGACAGUUCAUCUGACUCGAAAAGUUCUUCAUCCUCUUCAUCAAGUAGUGAAAAUAGUUCUAGUGAUUCUGAAGAUGAGGAAACCAAGCCCUCUCUUCCUAUAUCAAUGCCGUAUUUGCAGCCACAGCCUACUGUGUCUGCCAUGCCACAACAGGCUGUCCCUGACAAAGAUGCCAGUCAUAACCGAUCCCAAGAGAGCAGUGGUCAUAUGAUGAAUACACUACGAAAUGACUUGCAGCUGAGUGAAUCUGGAAGCGAUAGUGAUGACUGAACAAAUUUUUGGCCUUAAAUGUAUCACCUUUUUUGCUAAAUAUGUCUUAGCAUCUGUUUUGCACUAAGAUUAGAUUACCAGAGACUGGAAUGAAUGUCCUCGAUUUUGAUAAUAGACAUCCUAAUUUUCUACUGACACAUCAUGUCUAUAAUACAGCAGCAUUGAUAUCCCGUCAGUGCUAUGGUUAUGUGUUUAUCUUUCAAAUUACUGUAUUUACAGUAAAAUUGUGUAUGAUCUGAUUUUGAUUAUUUUUGCCUCAGCCACCUGUUUUACUUGAAACUGAUUUGUAACAGCUAGUUACUUUAUAUAAAUAGUUAUGGAAUGGAGAAAUUUCUGAUAUUUAUGGAGGCAAGUUUCCUUCCUAUCAUUUAAAUGCUGAAUGCUGAUCUCGCAACUUCUACUUGGAGGGAGUGACAGUGAGAACAACUAAAUGAGGUCUGCCAUGUCAGCUAUACUUUUUGUUCAGUUCACAGUUCAUACCUUUAAGGAAACUGCUGAUUAAUGUGGUCCACUAGUGCAGUUACAGUUUACAAUUGUUCAACACAUUGCUGAAUUCUUAAUUUCAUUGUAUUAUAGGACUUUAUAUUUCUGAGCCUCAAGAUUCCUAAUGGAACUUGUCUAUUCUCUGCCUUUUUUUAUGUAACUUGAAUAGGCUGGUCUUUUUACAACCUUUUUGUAUCUAAAUUUAGGUAACUGCAGAGACAGCAAUGAAUUUCCUUCAUUUAAUUCUGUAACAGAAAUCAGAAAAUUUCUUUGUAGGAGUAUAAAAGUAAUUUAAUAA
Molecule: messenger RNA, 3918 nt
Organism: Egretta garzetta (little egret)
Lineage: Eukaryota; Metazoa; Chordata; Aves; Pelecaniformes; Ardeidae
Gene: EAF2
Product: ELL associated factor 2
Exons: 5
Coding region: 2472-3137 (221 amino acids)
Biological process (GO): regulation of transcription elongation by RNA polymerase II; positive regulation of DNA-templated transcription
Cellular component (GO): super elongation complex
Molecular function (GO): transcription elongation factor activity
Source: RefSeq, a predicted model, not a curated record